Messenger RNA from Fopius arisanus, 3379 nucleotides. It is a transcript of the gene Gnf1, whose product is annotated as germ line transcription factor 1. Lineage: Eukaryota; Metazoa; Arthropoda; Insecta; Hymenoptera; Braconidae. Bases 157 to 3213 code for a protein of 1018 amino acids. The transcript has 2 exons. Gene Ontology annotation, molecular function: ATP binding; DNA clamp loader activity; DNA binding. Gene Ontology annotation, biological process: DNA repair; DNA replication. The record is from RefSeq and is a predicted model, not a curated record. Gene Ontology annotation, cellular component: DNA replication factor C complex; nucleus.
CGCAAAAUCGCUCCAUUAUGUUUGCAAAGGCGAUGACGCAUUUUAGUGACAAAUGCCAUCACAUUAUUAUUUGUUAUUAAAUAUCCAGUGAUUUGUCAUUAAACUUGUAUGCUCGUGUAAACAAGAUAAAUUUGAUCGCUUCGUGAUUAGGACAAAAUGUCGAAGGACAUAAGAUCGUAUUUUACAAAAUCUCCCAGGGCAGGAGCAGCCUCCAAUCGUAAUGUUCAACCAGCAUCAGUUAAGAAACGAGCAAUUAUAUCAUCCGACGAGGAAGACGAUGUGAAAAUAAUCAGUAUGAAAAAAACUGAAAAAUCUAGCAAGAAAACAACUAAAAAACAAAUUCUUUCUGAUGAUUCGGAAGACGGUGGGGUUUCUGCAUUGAGUAAGAAAAGUGGUUCAUCUAAAAACAAAGAUAAAGAAAAAAAAAAGCCUGAAGAGAAAAGUGAAAUGAAAAUCGUCGAUAUCAGUAACAUGCUUGGAUCCACUCCAGUGAAAAGAGUUCGUGGUUCAAAAAAGCCGUCAUCUGAAGCUGCUGGUGACGGCUAUGAUGAUGACAUUAAAGAGGUUGUCAAUGAUUUUUGGAAGUACUAUGACGCGUCUGAGGAAGCUGAUGCAAUCUGCCAAAAAUCUGAAGAAACAAAAAAUGGAAGUGGCAAGAGAAAGAAAAAUACGAGGAGUGAGGAUGAUACGGAUGCUGAUGAUAUUACUCUAAAAAAACCUAAACUCCAGCAACAGGUUUCUAGCGAUCAUAAAGAGAGAAGAAGUAAGAAUGAUGAAGUCGAAGAGGUGGAUCAAAAGGCAGUCGCUUCAAAAAAGAAGAAUACUUUCAAUGUUGAGAUAAAUCUAGAGAUGAAGAAGAAGAUUGAUACCAAGAAAAAAGCUGCAGAGCAAGAAGCAGAGUUUCUCGAGGAGCGUGCAGCGAAGAAAAAGCAAUCAGCAGCAUUAUAUCAAUCUUAUCUAUCCAGAGGUGGGGCAAGGAAUCCUGGAUCUAAACCAAUUCCAGAAGGUGCCACAAAUUGUCUGGCUGGUUUAAGUUUCGUUCUGACUGGAGUGUUCGAUUCGUUGGAAAGAGAAGAGGCUAGUGAAUUGAUAAAAAAAUACGGUGGACGUGUAACAGCAGGAAUUUCCAAAAAAAUUGAUUACAUCGUGGUGGGAGAGGAAGCAGGCCAGUCGAAAAUCGCCAAGGCAACAUCAUUGAAGAUCAAACAAAUAUCUGAAGACGAAUUAUUGACUUUAAUUCGUGAAAGACCACCGGGUAAUUCUCGUGAUAUCAUCCACAGCAAAGGAAGGGAAAAGGACAAAUUUUCAGAUAAUAGUAGAAUCUCAGGUUCAGAUUCACCCAAGAAAAAAAAAUCUGUAUCACCGGCGAAAGUGGAAAAACGAGGGAAUUCUCCGAUGAAGUCAUUAUCAUCAUCGAUACCAGCUGUAGCAGCAGCACCAGAGCCACGACAAUUGAAGACAAUGGAAUCUGGUGAGUCGUUUACUGAAAAUUCCCAAUAUUUUAGUGAUGCUAGCGCACUCGUUGAGAAGUACCGACCAAAACAAAUGAAACAAAUAAUCGGACAGCAUGGAGAUAACAGUAAUGCCAAAAAAUUACACACGUGGUUACUCAACUGGCAUAAGAAUCGUGGCAGCAAUGUCAAGAAUGCGAAACCUUCAUUGUACGCUAAAAACGAUAACGGCGCGUAUUUCAAGGCUUGUCUUCUGUCAGGUCCACCAGGUGUGGGAAAAACAACAACUGUGCAAGUUGUUUGUAACGAAUUAGGCUUUGAUUUAUUAGAAUUCAAUGCAUCAGAUACUCGAAGCAAGAAAUUAUUGAAAGAUGAAAUAUCAGGACUUCUUUCUAAUAAGACAGUGAAGGGAUAUUUUAGUGGGAAUGCCGAGGCAAAACCGAGUAUUAAACACGUUCUUCUCAUGGAUGAGGUCGAUGGAAUGGCGGGGAACGAGGAUCGCGGUGGCCUUCAAGAAUUGAUUGCUCUGAUUAAAACAACAGAUAUACCCAUUGUCUGCAUUUGCAAUGACAGAAAUCAUCCAAAGAUGAGAACUCUGGCGAAUUAUGUUUUUGACUUGCGAUUUCAAAAGCCCAGAUCCGAGCAAAUUAGAGGAGCCAUGAAAACUCUGUGCUGCAAAGAAAAUAUUAAUAUAUCAAAUGAUGAUCUCGAUCGACUUAUUGAAGCCACUAAUCAAGAUAUUCGACAAGUUAUCAACCAUCUGGCUAUUUUAAUUGGUGAUAAUCAUGGCGUCAAAAAAAAUCAGGGAGAAAAAUCAUCAUCCAAGCUGAAUAAGGACCUCAAACUGGGGCCUUGGGAGGUAGUAAAAAAGGUUUUUACCGCUGAAGAGCACAAAAAAAUGACAAUUCAUGAUAAAAGUGAUCUCUUUUUCCACGAUUACAAUAUUGCUGGUCUGUUUGUCCAAGAGAAUUAUUUAUCGGUCAUUCCAAAAGCUCCAAAUUCCGAGCUAUUGGAUAGAGUAGCGGCCACUGCAGAUUCACUAUCUUUGGGUGAUCAGGUGGAAAAAGCCAUUCGUUCACAAACUGCUUGGUCUCUGCUACCAAUGCAAGCAUGUUAUUCUUCUGUUAUACCUGGGUCACUUAUGUCUGGACACAUUGCAAGUCAGAUAAACUUCCCAUCUUGGCUUGGCAGGAAUUCCAGGCGCGGUAAAUUCGACAGAUUACUCCAAGAAAUCACAGCUCACACAAGAUUAGUCACUGGUGCCAGUAAAGAAGCUGUCAAUAUGGAUUAUCUCAAACCCCUUAGGGAUGCUGUUGUGACGCCACUGGGUGUUGAUGGGACCGAUGGGAUUGAACGUUCAAUGCAAAUAAUGAAUCAUUAUCAUUUGCUGAGAGAGGAUUUAGAUUCACUCGUUGAGAUUUCUCUCUGGCCUGGAGAUCGUGAUCCCAUGCAGUCCGUUGAAUCUAAAGUCAAAGCGGCUUUCACAAGGACUUACAAUAAAAAUUCAGCACCAGUACCAUUUGUUGUUAAAACAACUGUUUCGAAGAAGAGGGGGCAGGCUAGCCAGGAUGACGGAUUUGUCGACGAUGAUGAGGAAGGUAUCGAUGGCUCGGAUGUAGAGGACGAUGAUCUCGAUGUUGACAAAAUGAUCAAGGCCAAAAAAUCAACGAGUAGUGCAACCGCGUCGACCAGUAAAGGCCAGGUGAAACCACCGAGUAAACGAGGAGGUAGCCGAGGACGCGGCCGAGGACGUGGAAAAUAAUUAUCGUACGAUUUCCCUCAACUCAUUGUAUUUUGCGUUUACAAUCAUUAUUGUUCGUUGUAAUUUAUUCUUCCGUUUUGAACAAAAAAAGUAAGAUAAACAAAAAAUCGAAUCUCCAGUUGUAAAAUCUCAGUCAUCAUAUUAAUUAAAAGAAGUUGGCUCAUUA